Molecule: messenger RNA, 316 nt
Organism: Striga asiatica
Lineage: Eukaryota; Viridiplantae; Streptophyta; Magnoliopsida; Lamiales; Orobanchaceae
Source: the annotation of a GenBank genome assembly
UAUGAUAUUUGACUGGAUAGAGAAUCCAAAACUUGAUGUUGAAACAUUGGAUUGUAUUAGUGAUCUAUUUGGUUGUGUAGGAAAUAGAAGGUAUUAUUUCAACUUGGGUACAACAUUUAGAUUGUUGGAGAUGAUGCAACUUUAUGUGGGCCAAAUGUCAUUUUCUAAAAGACUGAUGAAAAUCCACAUUGAUUUGGGGGAUAAAGGUCAAUUUGUGCCUACUUUUAAGUGUGAUGAAGGUGGUUGGGUGGAAUUGGGGAAGAAAAAAAUGAAACUGAAUCAGAGAGCAGUGAAACAAGUGAAAGUGAAAAGACAA